GGGUGCCUGGGUGGGGUUAGGGUUAGGAGAGGAUGUGACUGCGAGGCCAGGAAGCUACGAGGAAAGCUCUGAAUAAACGCACAAACAAAAGCCAGGUCCUCACCGUCCUUGGCCAUGCGUCCCAGACAGCUGUGGUGCUUUGGACCGGGCUGGGGGCCCAGCUGAGCAGAGAGCUUGCUCCCAAGCACACGCCAAUGACCUCAGUGACCGACAUCCCCCCCAGGAGGAAAAAGCCGGAACCAGCAGCCUGCGACCCAUCCUGGCACCCUGACUGACUGGUCACAAGGACAGAGAGUGAGUCCUGCCCAGCCCUUGGGAUACCGGUUGGCUCGGCCAAGUUGCCCCGUGGAGCCUGGGGUGGCCCCCCGAGGAGGUCCCGGCCAGACCAUGGCAGGUGUCUGCGACAGGGCCCCUGACUUCCUCUCCCCGUCUGGAAACCAGGUCCUGUGGCCUGCCCUGGGCAGUGUGGUCACUCUGAACUGCACGGCCUGGGUGGUCUCUGGGCCCCACUGUCCCCUACCCUCAGUCCAGUGGCUGAAAGAUGGGCUGGUGCUGGGCAAUGAAAGCCACUACGACCUCCAUGAGGACUCCUGGAUCAAGUCCAACUUGUCAGAGGUGCUUGCGUCCAGUGUCCUGGGGAUCAACCUGACCAGUACUGACGACUAUGGGGCCUUCACCUGCUCCAUCCAGAACGCCAGCUCCUCCUCCUUCACUCUUCGUAGAGCUGGCUCAGCAGGCCACGUGGCCGCGGUGCUGGCCUCUCUCCUGGUCCUGCUGGCCCUGCUGCUGGCAGCGCUGCUGUACGUCAAGUGUCGGCUCAAUGUGCUGCUCUGGUACCAGGAUGCGUACGGCGAGGUGGAGAUGAACGACGGGAAGCUCUACGAUGCCUACGUCUCCUACAGCGACAGCCCCGAGGACAGGAAGUUCGUGAACUUCAUCCUGAAGCCGCAGCUGGAGCGGCGCCGGGGUUACAAGCUCUUCCUGGACGACCGCGACCUCCUGCCGCACGCCGAGCCCUCGGCCGACCUGCUGGUGAACCUGAGCCGCUGCCGCCGCCUGGUCGUAGUGCUGUCGGACGCCUUCCUGCGCCGCGCCUGGUGCAGCCACAGCUUCCGGGAGGGCCUGUGCCGGCUGCUGGAGCUCACGCGCCGACCCAUCUUCAUCACGUUCGAGGGCCCGCGGCGCGACCCCGCGCACCCCGCGCUGCGCCUGCUGCGCCAGCACCGCCACCUGGUGACCCUGCUGCUCUGGAGGCCCGGCUCCGUGACGCCUUCCUCCGACUUUUGGAAAGAGCUGCAGCUGGCGCUGCCACGAAAGGUGCAGUACCGAACGACGGAGGGAGAUCCCCAGACCCGGCUGCAGGAUGAUAAGGACCCCAUGUUGAUCGUGCGAGGCCGCGUCCCGGAGGGUCGGACCCUGGACCCGGACCUGGACCCCGACCCCGAGGGGGACCUGGGUGUCCGAGGGCCCAUCUUUGGGGAGCCAUCAGCUCCACCGCAGGCAAGUGGGGUCUCACUUGGAGAGGCCCGGGGCAGUGAGGUGGACAUCUCGGACCUCGGCUCCCGCAACUACAGCGCCCGCACGGACUUCUACUGCCUGGUGUCCGAGGAUGACGUGUAGUCCCUACCUGCUGGAGCCGCAGGAUCGCCAGAGACAGCUGGGGGCCGGGGUGGGUGGGUCUUUUCUCCACUCAGCAGGAUCAUGACCAGCCUGCCUGCAACUCUGGGACCCUCAGGGACAAGGGGUGUCCCCUGCCCCCCUCCUUGUGCCAGAAAUAAAGUCCUUUUGGGUCCUGCCUGGG
Molecule: messenger RNA, 1801 nt
Organism: Equus caballus (horse)
Lineage: Eukaryota; Metazoa; Chordata; Mammalia; Perissodactyla; Equidae
Gene: SIGIRR
Product: single Ig and TIR domain containing
Biological process (GO): signal transduction
Source: RefSeq, a predicted model, not a curated record